Molecule: messenger RNA, 1381 nt
Organism: Drosophila ficusphila
Lineage: Eukaryota; Metazoa; Arthropoda; Insecta; Diptera; Drosophilidae
Gene: Tssk
Product: testis-specific serine/threonine-protein kinase 1
Exons: 2
Coding region: 216-1124 (302 amino acids)
Biological process (GO): autophagosome organization; peptidyl-serine phosphorylation; autophagy
Cellular component (GO): cytoplasm; autophagosome
Molecular function (GO): ATP binding; protein serine/threonine kinase activity
Source: RefSeq, a predicted model, not a curated record
UUCAGUUCAACACAAAUCGUAGAAGGUUUUGCAUACAUUUUUUAUAUUUCUUUCAAUCUUCAUAACGUUUGUAGGCUUAUGUCAAAAUUUCUGGAAUUCAAUUUAGUAAGAUAAACACACAACGUGGCCAUAAAUUAUAGUUUGUGAAAUCAUCCAACUUAAGGUUGGAAACACUUUGAAGUAAAAAUUACACGUUCGCCGAGGACUCGAUAACCAUGUCCAAAUUCAACUCCAGCUCUGGGAGUCGCCAGUUGAGCACGCGCAGCUCGGAUGUGGAUGCACUGGCUCAGCGGGGCUACAAUGUGGGUCACAAGAUCGGCGAGGGAUCGUAUGCCACGGUUAUAACUGCCGGAUAUUCCGACGAUACCGGAACUGGUGUUAACUUGGCUUGCAAAAUAAUUGACAAGGCUAAGGCGCCCACCGAUUUCGUCAAUAAGUUCUUUCCGCGCGAACUGGAGAUCCUGACCAAGAUCGAUCAUUCCAACAUUAUACAGAUCCACAGCAUUCUGCAGCGUGGCCCCAAGAUUUUCAUCUUUAUGCGCUAUGCGGAGAACGGAGAUUUGUUGUCGCACAUCAAGAAAACGGGUCCCAUCGAAGAGAAGCAGGCGAGGAUCUGGUUCCUGCAGAUGGCCAAGGCGCUGAAGUAUCUGCACAGCCUAGAUAUUGCCCAUCGGGAUCUCAAGUGCGAGAACAUUCUGCUCUCCAAGAGGCUCAACAUCAAGCUGGCCGACUUUGGAUUCGCUCGCUAUUGUCGCGAUGAUAGUGGACGUGAGAUGAAAUCGGAGACGUACUGCGGAUCGGCGGCCUAUGCCGCACCGGAAGUGGUCUGCGGACGACCCUAUGACCCGAAGCUGGCGGAUGCCUGGUCCCUGGGCGUCAUACUAUUCAUCAUGAUGAAUGCCAAGAUGCCGUUCGAUGACAGCAACCUGGCCAAACUGCUGGAGGACCAGCGCAACCGCAAGUUCGCCUUCCGCCGGAAGCUGCAGGAUUCGAUCUCGGCCCAGGCGAAGGCAACGGUUUCGGUGCUCCUGGAGCCGGACGCCAAUGCCCGCUGGAAUCUGCGCGAGAUCAUCAACUGCGCUUGGCUGCGUUCCAUCGAGGAUUCGCCGCCGGCUACACCCUAAAAUGCAAUUACUGGAACACUGGACUUUCAAGUGGUACUGAGGGGCACAUAUGAAGGCCACAGGAACCACCGAUUAUUAAGGGUCGGGGAGGAGAACUCGCAGCGAGCGUAGAUUUCACAGAAAGGUGUAUUUUGACAAGAUAUCACAGAAAUUCACUGGUAUUUUUCAGACAGACAAUGAGAUCUGUCUGAAACUCAAACCUUAUUUAUACAACAACAUCUUUGUAUGGUAUAAAAAUAUAUAUUUGAAUAGUAAAA